ACUUUAGAAACGUUUAUGAUGUGUAUGAAAUGCACAAAUGUAGCUUAUUUGUGGUUUGCAGAAAUGUACAAUGCAUUUUUUUCUGGUGACUUUGCUGUCUCUUGUUAGUUUGAUGAUGGUUUCUUUCUUGUUAGUCUUCGAGCUUGCAGCGUAUCCGCCUGUCCAUUUCCAUCCCAUUUAGUUUUGGUGUAAAGUCAUUAGAUUUCUUGGCGUCUUAUAAUGUUUGUUGGCUCUUCUCUGCCUCCAGAUUUCAAACUCUAGACCCCAGUCUUCCACACUCGAGAGUGUUUCUUCAUCUCGGAGACUAAAUGCAACUGGACCAGGGGGCUUGUGGGCAUGAAGUGGCUGGGCGAAUCCAAGAACAUGGUAUUAAAUGGCAGACGACACGGAAACAAGUUGACCAGCGAGCAACACGCGAGCCAGACUCGCUCUCAGCACUCACAGCGGACGUCCCUGCGCCACAACAAGAACAGAAGCCGGCGAUGUAGCCGCCGGUUUAAUGCAGCCAGUCUGGAGGCAGAGCGGCGCUAUGUGCCCUCCUCAGGAAUGACUGCCAAGGAGUUGUGUGAGAACGAUGACCUGACCACGAGCCUCAUCCUGGAUCCGUACCUGGGCUUUCAGACUCACAAAAUGAACACCAGAUUUCGACCAAUCAAGGGAAGACACGAGGAGCUGAAGGACGUCAUCGAGCGCUUCAAGAAACACGACAACUUGGAGAAAGCUUUCAGAGCUCUGACCACCGGAGACUGGUCCCGAAAUCUUUUCCUCCACAAGACGAAAGCUCAAGAGAAGCUCUUCAAGCAGCAUGUGUUCGUGUAUCUGCGGAUGUUUGCCACAGACAGCGGCUUUGAGAUUCUCCCGUGUAAUCGAUAUUCAUCGGAGCAAAAUGGAGCUAAAAUUGUGGCAACAAAGGAAUGGAAAAGAAACGACAAGAUCGAGUAUCUGGUCGGGUGCAUCGCCGAGCUCUCAGAGAGCGAGGAAAACUUGCUGCUCCGUCACGGAGAGAACGACUUCAGCGUCAUGUACUCAACCCGCAAGAACUGUGCGCAGCUGUGGCUGGGACCAGCUGCGUUCAUCAAUCACGAUUGUCGACCAAACUGCAAGUUUGUGUCGACAGGACGGGACACGGCCUGCGUGAAGGUUCUGAGGGACAUCGAACCGGGAGAGGAAAUCUCGUGUUAUUACGGAGACGGGUUUUUUGGGGAAAACAAUGAAUUUUGUGAAUGCUAUACGUGUGAACGGCGGGGCACUGGUGCUUUCAAAUCCAAAGCUGGCCUGCCAGUGGAAGUGCCGGUGAUCAACAGCAAGUACGGGCUGCGGGAGACGGACAAGCGGCUCAACAGGCUGAAGAAGCUGGGGGAGGGAAACCGGAGCUCCGACAGUCACUCUGUAGGCUCCCACACCGACGUCGACUCUCAGGAAAUGCCAAAAACACAUCAGUCAGCUGCCAGAAAAAGAACAUCAUCAUCAUCAUCUGGCCUGAAGUAUAAAAACAGGACUCAAUCCAGACAGACUUUGUCCAGAGCCCUAACUACCUCAUGUUCAAAACAAGGUCGUGUUAACAAUAACAGGGUACCAAAGAGACUAAAAUCCCAAUCCAAGCCUUCACUAAGUAAAGUCCAGUUGCGGAGUCGCAGGCGGGGUGCGGAGCCCAAGGCGUUGGCCAAAGGGGAGACUUGCCAGCUGGGUCUCAGGGACUCAAAGGUGUCGCUGUGUAAAGGCGUCACCGUGAAGAAGGAGAAGGACGGACAGGAGCUGGUGCAGCAGACGUUAGGCCAGCGGGGCUGCCUCACCCGCAACGCCGUCAAAGAAAACGGCAAUCUGCAGCACGUGCAGGGCAGCGAGGGCAGCCAGUGUUCAACGUACAGAACUCGCAGGUCCACACGGACCCUGGUCAAAGCCCAGGAAACGGCCGCUGGCUUUAAGCUGGAGCCCAGCGCGAUGGACGGCUUGAGCCCAGUCCCUGGUGGAGUGGUCAUCAAAACGGAGCCGGCUGACAUGGAGGAGUACCUCCGCCACGGAGCGGGACUGGAGCCGCCGCCGUUAGACCCCGGCUACACCAGGAGAGGCUCGUGCACCAGGCGGAAACGGCUGACACGGCUCAGGACUGAGCGGACGAUUAAACGCGAGGACUCGUACGGUGAGCCGUUCAUGCCGGUGGCCGGUGGCCACGCCGCCAACUUCUCAGACUGUGGUAACGUGCUGCUGAGCUUCGCCGACCGGCACCGGGACUACAACGGGGUUUCCAACGGCGGAAAAUCCCUCCGCAGGGACAAGGGUAAGAGCGGCUGUCGGUCGCAGGACAAGGGGAAGAAGAAGCGUCAGAUCACACGAUACGACGCUCAGCUGAUCCUCGAAAACAACACGGGCAUCCCCAAACUGACGCUCCGCCGGCGGAGGGACAGCAGCAGUAGCAAGACCAACGACGCCAACGACCCCAUCGGCUCCUCCAACCUCUCUGCCUCCACGGUCAACUCGGCCUCUUCCAGCAAAAUCAGCAUCAAGUUCAGCAAGGACCACGACAAGGACAAAGGCAGCUCGUACAUCGCCAAGCUGAAUAACGGCUUCGCCCCGGUGGUCCACAGUAACGCCACCAAGCUGAAGAUCCAGCUGAAGAGGGAGGACGAUGCUCGGAGAAUAUCCCAGACCAAGGCCGACCAGAUGUCCUAUAACGGGGACAUGGGCCCGAGUCUGGAGGCCAGGAACGGUGGACAUCGGACACAGAAGGUCCUGGCGGAGCCGUCGUCCGAAGAGGACGACGACGAGGAGGAGGAGGAUGACGACGACUACUUCGACAACGAGUUCGAAGACGAUUUCAUUCCACUUCCUCCAGCGAAGCGCCUCCGACUCAUCGUGGGCAAAGACUCCAUAGACAUCGAUAUCUCCUCCAGGAGGAGAGAGGAUCAGUCUCUGAGGCUCAAUGCAUAAGCUGUGGAGCUCGCCGCUCCCCCCCACCCCCCCACCUGUAAAUAAGGACGACUCGCUAAUCAACUGUUGUGUUGAUGUAAAAGAAGUACAGUAAUUUAAAAACAAAAAAAUUGCUGAAAAAGUAAGAAUGAACGUUAAUAGAAGGUGCUGUUGACCUAAAACAAAUCUCUGUUGUUCACUUGUGUUCAUUGUUGAGUUUCUUGUGUAAUUUUAGUUGUUAUGAAAACAAAUUAUAUUAAUUAAUUAAGCUAAAAUUUACUCACUCAGUCCUUUCAAUCUGCACACGAUGCUAAAUGUUCCCUGCAGGAAUCUGACCGAACGCCCUCGUGUUGUUUCUGAAUAAUCUGGCCCAAAGUGAAAAACGAGAAUUUGUUUUAAGUUCAACUCUUCCUUUGAGUGAAUGCACUUGUUAUAUUCAUAACGGACAUGGAUAUUGUAGAAAGUGUACAGUAUGGUGACUAUCCCCUCUGUCUCAUAGGCAGGUUUUUAUGAAACGUUUGAUUUCUGUCUCAUAGUUUGUAAUUUUCGUGUGAUGAUGAACCUCGCUGAGCGUACGGCGGCGUGGUGUGGUUGGUCCAGAGGCAUUAUGCGAUCAGUCCGUCGCUUCAUUUGGAGUCGGGAGCCAUGUUUUCAUUAUCUCAGCAGUUCUGGUGAAGAA
Molecule: messenger RNA, 3586 nt
Organism: Plectropomus leopardus (leopard coralgrouper)
Lineage: Eukaryota; Metazoa; Chordata; Actinopteri; Perciformes; Serranidae
Source: RefSeq, a predicted model, not a curated record